Molecule: messenger RNA, 4080 nt
Organism: Sphenostylis stenocarpa
Lineage: Eukaryota; Viridiplantae; Streptophyta; Magnoliopsida; Fabales; Fabaceae
Source: the annotation of a GenBank genome assembly
AUGUAUGCGUCUGAUAGCGUCACUAGCUUGCCGUUUGUCAAAUUUUGUGAAAUCCCUGCUUUGCCCUCAUUGUGGUAUCCAAAGAAGAACAACGUUGGCUCCUGUCUCAAACACUCACUUCACUUGUCUCUGGAAGCCAUUGAAGCUCUUCUUCUGAACACCCUUGCUAAGCAUUCAUUGCAACUUACCCUUUUUCCCUUUUGGGCCGAGAAGCCUGUUUUUCAAGCAAAGCUUGUCUUUUGGAGUCAUCAAAAGGCAUGUGUGAUCCCUGAGAAAGCAAAACCCAGUUUGUGGUUUUGUUUGGUCUUUCUCACAAUGAACUCUGCUACAAGAUUGGAUUCAGUUGUGUUUCAGCUAACACCAACAAGAACCAGAUUUGACUUGGUUAUAACUAUGAAUGGAAAGAAGGAGAAAGUUGUAUCAGGGUUGCUCAAUCCAUUUCUAUCCCACUUGAAGGCUGCUCAAGAUCAAAUAGCAAAGGGUGGUUAUUCCAUUGUUCUUGUGCCUGAGCAUGGCUGUGACGCCUCCUGGUUUACCAAGGGAACAGUUGAAAGGUUUGUUCGCUUUGUGAGCACUCCUGAGAUAUUGGAGCGUGUGUAUACUAUAGAAUCUGAAAUUGCACAAAUUGAAGAGGCAAUUACAAUUCAAGGAAAUAAUUCGAUAGGGAUUAGCUUUGUAGAAGAAAACCCGAUAAAAUAUGUGGAAAGCACUGACGGUAAUUUUGAAAGAACAGGUAGGAAGACUCAGCCGGAUACAAAUGAGGAAAAUGCUAUUGUACUUUACAAGUCUGAUACACAGCCACCUGAAACAAAUGGAAGCACCAAGUCAGAAGGAAAAUCAAAAGUUCAGCUUUUGAAAGUCCUGGAGACACGUAAAUCUGUGCUGCAGAAAGAGCAGGGAAUGGCAUUUGCACGUGCUGCUGCUGCUGGUUUUGACAUUGACUACAUGCCAGCUUUGAUGUCAUUUGCUGAAUGUUUUGAAGCAUCACGCUUGAUAAAGCAUGAAGGUGGCCAAUAUCUUGAAAUUGAAUCUGCCGAAGUGACACCCAAUCCUGCUGACUCCUCUGCAAUAAAUGCUUCAGGCAUAGUAAUGGGAAAUAAGGUUACUACAUCCCAUACUGAAGUGAAUGGGGAAAGUAAUGGGAAAACUAAUUCAGAUGUGUUUUCAGUAGACAGACAACCAACUGCAGGCUACCAAGAUAAUGUUCAAGGUCAUUUUACACAUAAUGGCUUCUCCUCUUGGCCUGUUCAUUCUCCCUCAGGUGCUUUACCAAUGUUUCAGCCAUAUCCAGUGCAAGGGAUACCCUACUAUCAGACUUGUACAGGAAACAGCCAUUUUUUGCAGCCAGUUUGCUCACCCAUGGAGGACUCGAGGCUAAAUGCUAGUCAAAAUGUGGGACCUAGAAGGCAUUCCAUGGAUAAUGGACAGUACACUGAAUCUGAAACUCGGGAUGAAAUGGAAAUGGGGAGGGAUGGUUCACUGACUGGAGAACGACGGAAGAAGGCUGGCCAAUCAAGUAGACACAGAUCUGAUAUGGUGGUCAUUCGGAACAUUAAUUACAUAACAAAGACAGAACAGUCUUCUGGAAAUGGAUCAUGUUCAGAUUAUUCCUCUGAAACUGAUGAAGAAAAAGAAGCUCAGGAAUCUGCUAAGAUGCCAAAAAGAAGAGGAUCCAGUGACAAAUCCCUUAAAAGAUUGAGUUUAUCUGGUAAGGAAGUAACAGACUCUGGGAGAGAUGCUGAUGGAGGACAGUGGCUAGCAUUCCAAAAUUGUUUACUGAGAGGCGUAGAUGAAGAUAGGCACACCGUUGACCAAGACCAUUUUGAUCGAGUGAGAAGAAAAAAACAUGUUGCAGUGAAUGAUCCUAUAGAUUUUACUGAGCGGAAUAUGCAUGAAGUUCAAGGCACUGGAGCGUUAGAUAUGCAGAGAAUUAGCAAUGGAUUGACCUGCAUGCCUAGGUCAUCCAAUGAUGGUUUCUUGUUGUCUAGAAGCUCGGGACAGUCUGUUAAUGGUAGGUCUGUCGUUGAUGUGCAAUCCUUAGAAAUAGAUGGAAGGAUUGGUAAUAGAAGGGGGGGCAAUGUUGAAUUUGCUAAUGGACUAGAUUAUUCGAGCAAUAAAUUGGAACGGAAGUUGUUUCAUGAUAUGAACGAUGACUCCUAUAUAGUAAGGGACAAUGAUUCAGAAAAUCUUGAAAGAAAUGCUGUUGACAUGGACUCGGAGUUCCCAAAGGUACAUAGUAAGGAAGAGAAGAAUUCCAAUUAUCAGCCAGAUGAAUUGAGUCUGAUACCUGAACGAGGAGCAGAAAAGGGGUCAAUGGGUUAUGAUCGUGCCUUAGACUAUGAAAUGCAGGCUCAGACUGGGGUCAGUGUGUUGCAAGAUAAAAAGAACAAAGGUUUAUUGGCUCACACGAAACCAAGAUCCAAGAUGCUGGAUAAAGAUCUGAAAUCAAAACCUACUCCAAAUAGUUCUGAUGUAAAAAAGACUGUUGGGCCAAUAAGGAGAGGAAAGACUAAUAAACUGAGUCCAUUGGAUGAAGCACGAGCACGGGCUGAAAAACUUCGGAACUACAAAGCUGAUCUCCAGAAAAUGAAGAAAGAGAAGGAAGAGGAAGAGAUAAAACGCCUUGAUGCUUUAAAGAUGGAGAGGCAAAGGAGAAUUGCUGCCAGGAGUAAUUCAAUGGUUACCCAGUCAUCCAUGCCACCACAGCAAACAAAGAAACAGAUUCCCGUGAAGCUUUCACCUAGCUCUUAUAAAGGAUCUAAAUUUAGUGAUUCAGAGCCAGGGUCAUCUUCGCCCUUCCAAAGAUUUCCAAUCAGAACCGCUUCUGUUGGAUCCAAUGAUUCUUCAAAAGUCUCAAAAACCAGCAGAUUGAAUACAAACAAAUUAAGCCGAUCAGCGCCUUCUCUACCUGAAUCCAAGCGAGAAAAGGGUGAUGGUACCACUGAUACUAAGGUAUCAAUGACAAGAAUUAGAAGAUUGUCAGAACCUAAAAUGAGUACCAUUCGUCAUACUUCCUCAUUAUCUGUUAGACCAAGAGGUGCUAGGACAAAUUCAACAACUAAAGCAGCUAGUGAGACUGAUAUCAGAAAGAUUUCUGCUAUUGGGAAUCAUGACAAAAGCAAGACUGCAAUCCUCCCUGAACUAAGAAUAGGAACAUCUAAAGCAAGUGACAUUGUCCAUAACGGAUCAUCAGUUAAAGAGAGGACACAAAAGAUGAAUGUGAACAAGUCUUCUUUGAAUUCAGAAGGCACCUUGCUGAAGAAAAAUGAAUUUGGAAUCUCACCUAUUGAUGAUGAAGAUGACAAUCCUAUUAUUGAGAAGACUGUUGUAAUGCUUGAACGUGAAAAACCUUGCGCUUCUAAUAGUAAUGUUGACAAGGCAAAAGAAAAAACACGGAUACCAAAGAGACAGUAUAAGAAUGAUAAAGUGAUGGAGAAAACUGAGAAAGUGCCAAGUUAUGUUGCUGUUCAUACAUCAGUUUCGGUAGAUGUAGAAACCUCAGACAACAAAUCCCAGGUGCAAUCCAUAUCUUCCAAGGUUAAAACAAAUGAUAUAGAGAAAGAACCUUCAAAAUCAUCUACCAUUCAUAUUACUGAGAAAACAUAUCCUGCCCCACAUGCUCGAGUUUCUUCUUUGGAAGAUUGUUGUACACAAAGUUCUGAGUAUGUUAAAGCACCUUUUGCAAGCUUGGACGGAGCAUCAAUUGGUAUGGAGACUUUUAUUAGAUCACGAGUGUCUGAUUCGAGAAACUCAACUCUUGAGAAGAUUCCUGAGGUGAUUGAGAAGCCUCAUGUGAAGGAAUCUUCCAAAGGGUUGAGACGGCUGUUAAAAUUUGGAAAAAAGAAUCAUGACUCGCCACCUGCUGCUGGGCGCAACAAGGAAUCAGAUAAUGCCAGUAUUGACGGUUCUGAAGCAAAUGAGAUUGGAAAGAAUGGUUCCCCCAAUGAAGUUCAUACGCUGAGGAAUUUGAUCUCUCGAGAUGAAACUCCCCCAAAUGCAACUCCUCAAACGUCUUCUCGCUCUUUCUCCUUGUUAUCACCAUUUCGAAGCAACAAAGGAAAAAAGAUAAUGAUGUCUUGA